GGUAAAUAUCACUUUGUCCUACAACGCUCGUGACCCAACUCUUAACAUUGUCACCUGUUCGCUAAAUACGUUUUAAUACACGAUGAAAGAACGUGAUGAAAUUCAAGACGAUUACUUACGAAUUGUCAUUCCUGUCUGUGUGGUUAAUUUCUUUUCAUUCGCAGCGUAUGUUAAUGGUAUUUACACUGCUAAUGAAUAUGGUCAUAAAACAUUUCAGAAUCAACUGUUUCCGAACAGAUCCAAUGCAAACAGUAGUGAAGAAUCCCUUUGUGAAACCAACACAUCCUCACAAGCUUACAAAGACGAACAGGUUGUUCAACAAGUGGUGGCGAGAUGGGGAGUUUACAUCAACUUGGCACAAGGAGUACCACUUGUCUUCUCAAGCUUGUUGUUUUCGUCUCUGAGUGAUUCUAUGGGAAGGAAACCAUUUCUGUUCAUUGGAGCCAUUGGUUUGUUUACCAAGCAGCUUUUAAUGACUCUGGCUAUGGUAAUGGAAUGGAAUAUCUACUUGUUUGCUCCUUUUACUUUGAUUGAAGGGGCAAGCGGAAGUUGGAUUGCGGAAAUUGCGAUCGCUUUUGCCAUUGUUGCUGAUAUUACGAAUGCAGGAAACUCAAGAUCCUUUUUGAUAGCUGUGUUAAGCUUUGUGUUCGGGAUAGGAUUUUCCCUCGGGACUUUUGUUUCUGGAUAUAUUGUCACUGAAAUUGGUUAUGAGUUCUCAAUGGCUGUAUCGUGUGGCUGUGCUGGACUUGCAACUUUGAUAAUAUGCUUCAUUCCAGAGACGUUAUCUAAUACCAACAGAAAGAAGAAGAAUUUUAGCUGUAUUGGAAAUUUCAAAGACAUGAUUCAAUUUUACACAAAAAAUGAUCCAAGUUCUCCGAGUUCAACAAGAUUUAAAUAUACGGCAGCCAUGUUAGCCUUCCUAUUCAUAAUGUUGGCUAAACUCGGUGUAUUUGCAUUUGAAGUAUUCUACUUGCUUGAUUCUCCAUUUUGUUUCAGUCCGGUGAAAAUAAGCAUAUUCGAGACUAUUAAAUCCUGUCUAUCCGAACUUGUCAUUAUUCUGGGAAUAAAGUCAUUGCAGCCAUGUUUGAUGGACGAACUCAUAGCUCUGAUUGGCAUUAUUUCAUGCACGGCCAUGUUCGUACUGUUUGGAAUAGCAACAACAGAAAUAUAUCUAUAUAUAGCUAUUGUCGUUGGAUGUUUUGGGAUGUGUGCUGUUCCAAUCCUCCGAGCUAUAAUGUCUAAGAUGACGCCUCCUGACAAGCAAGGUGUCCUUUUUGGAAGUAUCGCUGUCGUGGAAAACAUUUGUAACCUGUCAAGUAGUAUCAUAGGGGGCGCCAUCUACUCGGAAACUGUGGUUUUCUACCGAGGAACAGCCUAUUUUGUUAUGACCGGGUUUAUGGUGUUUUCUGCUAUUCUGCUAUUGGCUCUGAUAAAGGAUUCCAGGAAGAACCAAUACAGAAAAGAUUAUGAAGUUAUACAAUAAAGAACACAACAAAUUCUUAGUUUAAGCAUUAUAAAUGAAUGUCGCAUUUGAUGAAGGGAACGUCUUGCGUAUGUCUGUCUGUUUAGACAAUGUCCGCUCAAUAUCUUGAGAAACCUUGGUGCGAAACAAACAUGGUGGAUUGCAUAUAUAACCUUAACUUGUUGUUAACCCCGUAUUGUUUUGAGGUCUUGCUGUGAACAUACAUUGCCUAAUAUCUUGUCAAAACUUUGCUUUACGGACAUCAAGCUUGAUAGACAGGUCACUCUAGAGCGUGUGUGACCCCGAUGGCCAUCGACAAGGUUAAACAGAAUAAUGUUUAUGGAUCGACAUCGCAACGAAGCGUUACUGACGUCAUCGUAAGACGUUGAUUCCGACGACAAUAACGUCGAUUUUGAAGAAGCAGCGAGAUGAUUAAAAUACUUUUUUUUCAUUUUUUUAACAUAAAAACGUUACAUGAUAAUCUGUAUAUUUGAACAUUUUACUUUACAUUUGCGAUUUACGACAGUAAUGCGCAAUACCCUGCGCAGAGGGCGCAACAUUUUAAACCCGCUACCGACCUUAAGCUCAUAUUUUAAGUUUAAUUUAGUCCGAGUUUCCUCUAUCAAUUUCCAAAAUUGUACCCAAUUUUUGAUCGAGUUUUACAAAAAACUGACUAAUAGGAGCUCCAAACCAUUGAUUGGCUAAAACUGUGUUUAUUGUCUGUUUUAUGUUAACAUUAACAUUAUAUAAGGUCAAUUAUAAAAAUUAUCGAUUUUAUGUAUUUUAAAGAUUUUUCCAAUCGCGUGCCAGCCAGUGAUAUAAACUUAUAGACGAGUAAAUACAACUAUAAAAUAUGCAAAAUGAUAUGAAAAAACAUAUAGAAACUUAACUUUUGCAAUUACCUUGCAACAGAAAAUUUUUAAGAGAAAAAUGAAAAAAAUAGUCUGAAUUUCCUCUGUUUCAAUAUUAAUCUACCUUUGUUGGAGCAUAUCUUUCUCAAAUAAACAAAUCAUGAAAAUCAAUAUCGAUAUUUGUUAAUAACGUUGUUAUUUUGGGUUUUUUAAACAACUUAAUUUGGACUUCAGAUAUUAAACUUUGUAAAAAUAUUUUUUGAAAUCUCAAACCCUGAGUAAACGUAAUCCUUAAUAAUAAUAAAAAAGUGUUGUCUUGUCAAAAGUAGUGUCAUAUUUAUUUAUCAUGAUAAUCAAAUACUUGCAACAUUGUUGUACUAUUUUUGUGUUACAUCAUCUUAAUCGAAGCGGCUUUCUACGUCAUCACAAAAAAAGAAAGUAUGGAGCAUUGUUUUGUCAAAAUUUGCAACAAAUGUAAAUAAAAGAACAAGACACGAUCUCGUUGCGAGCAACGAGGAGGUCUUCCGUCUGAUUUAAAAACUUGAGAUAGAUAUAUGACCUUGACUUUUCAAUAUUUGUAAUAUGCAUGUAUUUUUAUGUCCUUUUCUUCAAAACCCCUUGCACUAUUUUAUUAGGUAAAUAACAGCUUUAAGGUGGUGCAGGACACCUGCACAUUGUGAUGUAUACUUCCUAUUGAAAUCAACAAUAAAGUAUAAAUAUAAUAUUUUCCCCCAAAUAAUGUUACCCAACAUUGAA
Magallana angulata is the source of this 3069-nucleotide messenger RNA. RefSeq names its product proton-coupled folate transporter-like. The transcript is spliced from 4 exons. Gene Ontology annotation, molecular function: transmembrane transporter activity. Bases 83 to 1483 code for a protein of 466 amino acids. Gene Ontology annotation, biological process: transmembrane transport. The record is from RefSeq and is a predicted model, not a curated record. Gene Ontology annotation, cellular component: membrane. NCBI's taxonomy places the organism in Eukaryota, Metazoa, Mollusca, Bivalvia, Ostreida, Ostreidae.